Labrus mixtus (cuckoo wrasse) is the source of this 4608-nucleotide messenger RNA. It is a transcript of the gene lrp13a, whose product is annotated as low-density lipoprotein receptor related-protein 13. Gene Ontology annotation, molecular function: calcium ion binding; protein binding. Bases 64 to 4557 code for a protein of 1497 amino acids. The transcript has 23 exons. The record is from RefSeq and is a predicted model, not a curated record. Lineage: Eukaryota; Metazoa; Chordata; Actinopteri; Labriformes; Labridae.
UACCUUUAUAAAUGCUACACUGCCACUCGACACCAUUUGGUCCGUUUGAUUUUAUCCGUGGCGAUGGGUGGACUUCUGCUUCUUUGUGCGGUCUUACUGCAGGCGACGGUGUCAUUGCAAGCUGGGAGUAGUCCUCUGAAGUGUGGCCUGGGCUCCACACUGUGCAAGGAUGGCUCUGCUUGUAUCCUCUUCCGCCAUGUGUGUGAUGGGGAGACUGACUGCACGGACGGCUCAGAUGAAAAGGACUGUGAAUCGGGAUGCAAUGAAGAUCAGUUCCAGUGUGCCCACGGGAAGAAGUGCAUAGACAAGGACCAGGUGUGUGACGGCACACCUCAGUGUCAGGACCGAUCUGAUGAACUGAACUGUACCAAGCAAACCGAGGACUGUGUGUUCCACUGUGGCGACGGCAGCCGCUGCCUGCCUGCAAACUUCCUCUGUGAUGGAGAGAGGGAUUGUUCAGACGGCACCGAUGAGGAAAACUGUGAGGACCAGAAGGACGAUGGACAGGAAGAACAAAGGGGCACCAGAGCGACUUCAGCGCCUGCUGUGACUGUCGGCUUGUCGACUCCCAUCAAGUGUGCUUUGGGCUCGAAACCCUGCAAGAGCAAUUUAGAGUGCGUCCUUUACAAACACGUGUGUGACGGAGAAGCAGACUGUAAGGAUGGCUCCGAUGAGGAGGAGUGUUUAUCUGAAUGUGAAAAAGAUCAGUUCCAGUGUGCUCACGGGAAGAAGUGCAUAGACCAGGACCAGGUGUGUGACGGCACACCUCAGUGUCAGGACCGAUCUGAUGAACUGAACUGUACCGAACAAACCGAGGACUGUGUGUUCCACUGUGGCGACGGCAGCCGCUGCCUGCCUGCAAACUUCCUCUGUGAUGGAGAGAGGGAUUGUUCAGACGGCACCGAUGAGGAAAACUGUGAGGACCAGAAGGACGAUGGACAGGAAGAACAAAGGGGCACCAGAGCGACUUCAGCGCCUGCUGUGACUGUCGGCUCGUCGACUCCCAUCAAGUGUGCUUUGGGCUCGAAACCCUGCAAGAGCAAUUUAGAGUGCGUCCUUUACAAACACGUGUGUGACGGAGAAGCAGACUGUAAGGAUGGCUCCGAUGAGGAGGAGUGUUUAUCUGAAUGUGAAAAAGACCAGUUCCAGUGUGCCCAUGGGAAGAAGUGCAUCGAGCAGAGCCAGGUGUGUGACGGCGUGCCUCAGUGUCAGGACCGAUCUGAUGAACUGGGAUGUGCGAAGCUGGAGGGCUGCGCCUUCCAGUGUGACAACAAGAGUCGCUGCAUCCCCGACAGCUUCCUCUGUGAUGGAGAGAGGGACUGCAUGGAUGCCAGUGACGAGGCGAACUGUCCUGAUGAGGGCUGCAGCGCCACAGAGUACAAGUGUACCAGUGGUCAGUGUGUGUCGGCCAAAAUGCGCUGCGACGGUUAUCCGGACUGCUGGGAUCGUUCGGAUGAGGAGAGCUGCACCAACCCACCGAGCUGCAGCACCAAACUCCGCUGCCACCAGAGCACAGAGUGUCUGGUGCAGGAGUGGAUCUGUGAUGGGGAUCUGGACUGCAAAGAUGGCUCAGAUGAGAAGGAUUGUCCUGUGGUUCCACUGAGCUGCGGAGAGUUCCAGUGGUCAUGUAAGUCCAAGACAAAGUGUGUCCCCGCAGCCUGGAGGUGUGAUGGCAUGAAGGACUGUGACGAUGGCAGUGAUGAGGCGGACUGUGGGGUUGGGACUUGCCUCCCUCACCAGUUCCAGUGUGGCAGCCAGGAGUGUCUGGAUCCAGCCCUGGUGUGCAACAGCAUCACCAACUGUGCCGACGGCUCAGACGAGGGAGGAAGCUGCAACGUAAACUGUGCAGAGAUGGACAUCAACCACUGCGCCCAGAGCUGCUACAGCACGCCACAGGGACCGCGCUGCCGCUGUUCUGAAGGCUUCGGGCUCCUGGAGGACGGGCAAACCUGUGCUGAUAUUGAUGAGUGUAAAGGCCGGAGCCCCGGUGUGUGCAGUCACCUGUGCAUCAACACUCCCGGCUCGUAUCAAUGCAAAUGUCACCUGGGAUACAUAAUGGAGGCAGGCGGACAGCACUGCAAGAUCACAGGUGAACCGUUCCUCCUAGCGUCGGUCCAAACGGACCUUUACUUACUCAGCCUGCGCAGUGGCAGCCUGGACUUGUUGAUGUCCCCUGCCAAGCGAGCCAUUCUCUCCCUGGACUACGACUGGAGGGAACAGAGGGUGUUCUGGGCCGGUCUGGACUCUGAGAGCAUCAGAUGGUCCUCGCUGGACCAGAAGACCACAGGGACUCUGAUUAAAGGUGUACGGGCCGACUCUGUAGCUGUAGACUGGCUUGGGAGAAACUUGUACUGGAUCGAUGGUGUGAACAGUCAGAUCGUUGCUGUCAGACUGUCCAAAUCCACCGUGAGCACCCUGGACCACAGCAUCAUCCUGGACGAAGACCUGGAUCAGCCUCGCUCCCUGGCUCUUCUGCCACAAAAAGGGCUGAUGUUCUGGACAGAGAUUGGUAACGUGGUGAAGAUAGAGCGUGCGGGGAUGGACGGGUCCGAGAGGAGGGCGUUGGUAAACUCCAGUCUGGGCUGGCCAGGUGGAGUCGCUGUGGACACCAUCUCUGACAGAGUCUACUGGACGGAUGAGAGGCUGAAGUCUAUUGGAUCGGCAACGCUGAAUGGAGACGAUAUUCGGGUUCUACAGAUGAAAGAGACCACCAACCCGUUCUCCUUGGCGCUGUUUAGUGGCUUGCUCUACUGGACUGAUGCCAAGAAGCGGGUCGUGCGGGCUGCUCACAAAAUCUCUGGAAAGAACCAUCAAGUUCUCCUGAAACGUCAGAGACAACCGUUUGGUGUGAAGAUCGUCCAUCCGUUGCUGCAGAUGGGCAUCGACAGCCCCUGUGAGAAGAUGUGGUGUUCCCACAUGUGUGUGCUGGCCCCAGGACCCAAAGCUGUGUGCAAGUGUCCCUCCGGUCUCUUACUGGCAAAGGAUGGUCUGAGAUGCUCAAAGCUGGCAGACUCCUCGUUCCUGCUGAUUCUGUCGCCCUCCACUGUCACCCAGAUCUACUUGCAGUCCAGACACACAGCAGCAGAGCUGAAAGGCUGGCCUGAACACAUUGCCAUGCAGGUUCCCAGUGUCAAUGAGGCCGCCAUCUUGGACUACAGCCUACGAGACCACAUCCUGUUCUUGACAGACGACAGCACGACUUCCCUCAGCUCCUUUAAGCUGAAAGAAUCAAACUUGUCCCCUCGGGGUCAGCUUCUGAAACUCAUGGGCGACACAAUCACCGCGAUGGCUCUUGACUGGGUUACGCUGAACAUCUACUGGAGCAGCAACAAACAGGCGCGCCUGCAGGUCACCUCGACCACGGCGGCGCACACUGCUGUUCUGAUAGCGGAAGGUAUCGUCAGAGUCGAGGCAAUCGCCCUCCACCCUCCCAGUGGAGGAGUUUGUUAUGUCAACGUGGGUCUGCAGGGAAAGGGUUCUGUGGAGUGCGCCAACAUGGACGGAGCUGAGCGUGUUGUGAGGAAGGAGGCUGUCCAGGCCUCGUCGCUGGCGUUCUCCAGCACCGGGGAUCGCAUUUACUGGGCUGACACAGGUUCAGGAACGAUCUGCUCGGUUCAACUUGACGGAUCUGGUUACAAAGAGUUCAAGACUGAAGGCCUGGCUGCUCUGGCCCUGAGUGGAGAGACGUUGCUCUGGAUGACUGAGAGUGAUAAGACGAGGCUCUGGUACCGGGAUGAGCAGCAGCAAAACAAACUGUGGUUUGAGGUCGGCACAGAAGUGGUCGGGUUUAAGGCGUUCAGUGAGUCAAGUCAGACUGGUUCAAACCAGUGCUCAAAAAACAACGGCCACUGCCAUCACUUGUGCCUGGCCACGCCCAGAGGUCGAACAUGCAGGUGUGCUCAUGACCACGUCAUUGUGAAUGACACGCAUUGCAUCCUGGAUCAGCGCUGCCCGGCUGGCAGCAGACCCUGUCUGGAUCAACUCUCAUGCAAGCCUGCUGAGAAGUUCUGCAACGGACAUGUUGACUGCAGUGACCACUCGGACGAGAACUGUGUCACUCUGAAGCUGGGAUCAGGAGUUAAAGUCCUGGCUACCCCUCGGCGCCGCAGCUCCUCCUCUCCUCCCUUGCCCCCUCCUCAUGUCUCUGAGGAUCCGGGCCCGAACACCACCCUGAAUGUAAGCGGCCAGCUCAGGAACCUGGGCGCCCAGCAGUGCAGCCACAGACUUUGUGGGGGAAACGGACACUGUGUGGAGGACGGAGAAAACACUGCGUGUGCGUGUUCAUUCGGCUACAGCGGCGACUCCUGUGAAAACCACCUCCUGAAGAAGAUGCAGGGUCCCAUCGUGUACGGCGCCGUGGGGCUUUGUGCAGCAGUGGUGGUCAUUGUUGUGAUGGCGGUGGUGGUUAGGAGGAAGAGCGCCAACACAAGGAGAGCUAGGCCGGCUGAUGUGAAGGAAACGAGUAUGACUGAUCUGGAGACAGAGUCCACCCCGACAACACGACCGGUUUCAUCGGACACGGAGAAAACAGAGGAAGCGGUAUCUUCUGUGGACUGAGGCCGAGUAAUGGGCACAUAGUGUUUUAAAAUAAAUGGUUUUUGUGAUAAA